ACAACCUCUCAUUACUCUCCAGAAUACCAACAAUCCCGCCUUCAUCAUUCUCUUCCAUACAUUCUCUCUCUAAAAAACCUCAAUCAACUUUCUCUCUCUAAAAAGCUUAACUUUCUCUCUCAUCUUCAACAAUGGCGCGAACCAAGCAAACCGCCAGAAAAUCCACCGGAGGAAAGGCCCCAAGAAAGCAACUCGCCACCAAGGCAGCCCGGAAGUCAGCCCCAGCCACCGGCGGAGUGAAGAAGCCCCACCGUUUCAGACCCGGAACCGUUGCGCUUCGUGAGAUCAGGAAGUACCAGAAGAGCACUGAGCUUCUCAUCAGGAAGCUUCCAUUCCAGAGGCUUGUCAGAGAAAUUGCUCAGGAUUUCAAGACUGAUCUUCGUUUCCAGAGCUCUGCUGUUGCCGCUCUUCAGGAGGCUGCCGAGGCGUACUUGGUGGGUCUGUUUGAGGAUACUAACCUCUGCGCUAUUCAUGCUAAGAGGGUUACUAUUAUGCCUAAGGAUAUUCAGCUUGCCCGAAGGAUUCGUGGUGAGAGGGCUUGAUUUCUGUUUGAAUUGGAAUAUCUAGGGUUAGGGUUUUGCGAAAGUAUUAGUAAUAGUAUGAAUUUCCAGUUGAUUUAUCUCGAAUCUAAGCUGGUCAGUAGAAUUUCUAUUAUGUAGUUGGUAUAUGUACUUGUGAAUCUUAAUCAAUGAAAGUGUUACUGUUCUAAUUAA
This is a messenger RNA of Chenopodium quinoa (quinoa), 713 nucleotides long. Its product is annotated as histone H3.2. The record is from RefSeq and is a predicted model, not a curated record. The transcript has a single exon. Gene Ontology annotation, cellular component: nucleosome. Lineage: Eukaryota; Viridiplantae; Streptophyta; Magnoliopsida; Caryophyllales; Amaranthaceae. Bases 132 to 542 code for a protein of 136 amino acids. Gene Ontology annotation, molecular function: DNA binding; protein heterodimerization activity; structural constituent of chromatin.